This is a messenger RNA of Coccidioides posadasii C735 delta SOWgp, 3654 nucleotides long. Lineage: Eukaryota; Fungi; Ascomycota; Eurotiomycetes; Onygenales; Onygenaceae. The record is from RefSeq and is a predicted model, not a curated record.
AUGGAGGAGAGAAUAGAUUUUGACAUCAACGAAUCGCUGAAGUACUAUCUCAGCGAUCCCGCCUCUGUCCCCACGCCCGAAGCCGACCCCGAACUCUUAGAUUGCGAGUCGGAUCCUGAAUCGCUAACACUGCUUUUAAUCGAUGGAGUUCUGGAUACAAUAGUCGAUGCGGUGGCAGAGAACCCUGAUGGGCUCUCUCGACGUGGAUAUUUUGAUUCGCUGCAGUUUCUCCUCAAGUCUGCACCUACUUUUCGUAACGUCCAACAAUACCAUCGACUAGGGCAUGAUUCUGAAACCUUUGAUCAAUUUAGAUUUCCUGUUGUGCUUCCCACAAAAGCUUUGAGCAAAAUUUUAGACCUUGUUGUCUCGGGGCUCGCUGCUGAGGCGGACGUUGUCCACAAUGAUCUCGAAUCCGAUGAAACCGAAAUUAUACCGCACCACAAGAAGUUGCUAGAAAUAUACGCCUUCUUAUUGCAAUGGGCUCUUUCUGCAGUAGAAGCUAAGAUGGCAGAAAAACCGGCGGUUCCUGUGCCGAUCAGAAGAGGGGCAGGAAAGUCUUCUAAAUCAAAAACAGCGACCAAAGAGACAACCUGGGACUCUGCAGCGCAGCUGCAGAUUGCCAUGGAGACUAUGUGCAAGGUAUUAAAAUUAAAACUGAAUAAGAUAUUCGUGACAACGUCAGAUCGCGACACAUUUGUCAACUUAUUCACGCGUUCCAUUUACCUUAUUCUUGAGAACGAGCAACGAGUGAGAACCAUGGCUAUCCGCAUGCAUGCAUUUAAAGUCCUAUGUAUUGCUGUGAAACAUCAUGGUCAUGCAUUCGGCGCGCAGACCUCGAUCGUCCAGAGCCUUACAUACUUUGAGCAUCUUUCGGAACCUAUGGCAGAAUUCUUGCAUAUUCUGGCGGAACAAUAUGACUAUCCACAGUUGUCAGACGAGAUUCUUAGAGAACUAGCUAAUAAAGAAUUUAACCCAAAUGACACCAAGGGACCCAAAUCCGUUUCUGUAUUCAUUACGAAACUGUCGGAGCUUGCUCCACGAUUAGUGAUCAAGCAAAUGACAUUAUUAGCCAAACAACUUGAUAGUGAGGUUUAUGCUUUACGGUGUGCCGUUAUCGAAGUUUGUGGCAAUCUCAUUAUUGAUCUAAGCAAACAAGAUGAAAGAAGUGAGAAUGCAAAAACUCAAAUAAACUCAUUUUUCGACGUUUUGGAGGAACGGUUCCUCGAUAUAAACCCGUUCUGUCGAUGUCGUGCCAUUCAAGUUUACAUGAGGCUCUGUGAUCUGGACCAGAAAUUUCCAAAACGACGCCAAACCGCCGCGGAGCUGGCUUCAAGAAGUCUUGAGGAUCGCAGCAGCCAUGUUCGCAGGAAUGCGAUAAAACUACUUGCUAAAUUAGUUUCUACUCAUCCAUUCAGUGUAAUGCACGGUGGACAGCUGUCAUACAAAGACUGGGAAGGGCGACUGGAAGCUGUCGAGACAGAAUUGAACGCUUUGAAACCUCCUCCUGAGACACCAGGUUUGGCAGAAAUGGGCCUGGAAAACAUGAAUAUAGACAGUGAGCUGCUGGACGAUGCGACUGAAUUGCUGGACGAGUCUCCAUCUAAGGCGCCAAGAAUGACUGAUGAACAGAAAGCCGCAGCCAUAAAGAAAGCGGAAGAGGAGGCAGCGACAUCAGAAAUGCUUGCACGGCUGCAACUGACAAGAAAGUACUAUCUUGAAGCAAUUCGUUUUAUUGAGGUUUUACAUUCGGCGUCCCACGUCGUUUCACAACUACUCUCAUCCCGAAAUAAGAGCGAAGUGAUCGAAGCAAUGGACUUCUUUGUCAUUCUUGAUGCAUAUAAAGUCGAAACUGCACGACCUGGCAUCCGAAGGAUGCUUCGACUAAUUUGGACAAAGGGGAAUAGUGACGAGGGGAAAGGUGUUCAAAACCAUUUGGUUGACUGCUAUAAAGGUCUCUUUUUCGACGCACCAACCUCAUUUAGCCCUAACGAUGCCGCCAACUAUAUCGCUCGCAAUAUGAUCAGUUUAACUUUUGGUGCUACCCCGGCGGAACUCACUUCGCUAGAGCAACUACUAAGCAUGAUGAUGAAAGCCGGGCAUAUUCCAGAAUUGGUGAUUGCGAAGCUUUGGCAAGUAUAUGGCGUCCAAAAAAGAGAUAUCUCCCGGACUCAGAGAAGGGGCUCCAUAAUCGUUCUUGGAAUGCUCGCACUAGCGGAUCAUGACGUGGUUGUGAAAGAAAUAGAAACAAUGUUACGGAUUGGUCUUGGGUGUCUAGGUCGAGCUGAUCUUCUUUUGGCUAAAUACACUUGCAUUGCGCUAAGAAGGAUGAAGCCGGGCCGUCAAGCAAAGGCAACCGACGUUAUAUCUCCAAGACUAUCCAAUGAUCAUGCUGUCCUUACCAAGCUAGCCGCCAUGACAGAAAUUAUUUCGGACAGCAAGGAGUGGUUUGGCGUUGCUGAGCAGGCAAUUAAUGCAAUUUAUGCACUUGCCAAACACCCAGACUGCCUCUGCUCCGACAUUGUGCGACGAAAAACUAAAUCAGUGUUCCAGCCGCAUAUACUCUCUCGAAGUUCUCCAUUCAACAAAAGCAAUGAAUCCAGGCUCCAUACCCCUGAGCGCCAAGGACCAUCACAGAAUGUCACUCAGAAGACCAGUCCAGUUGGAUUGUCCCAGCUGCUUUUUAUAGUUGGUCAUAUUUCUAUCAAACAGAUCGUUCAUCUCGAAUUUUGUGAACAGGAAUUUAAACGCCGAAAGGCGGAGCAGGAGAAGAAUAGAGCUGUUGAUCCUGCCUCACAGAAUCAAAACAAUGCCCCGGGAGAUGAUGAGCUUGAUCUUAUCGGUGGUACAACCGAGGAUGAUUUCACAGAGGCAAUGGCACAUAUUCGAGAACGUGAACUUCUUUUCGGAGAGAGAUCUUUGCUCACUAACUUUGGCCCUUUGGUGGCUGAAAUAUGUGCAAAUAACAAUACUUACUCUGACCGCAACCUUCAAGCAGCAGCGACUCUCUGUAUGGCCAAGCUGAUGUGUGUCUCUGGUGAAUACUGUGAGAGGAAUCUGCCACUCCUGAUCACAAUAAUGGAACGAUCGGAAGACCCCAUAGUUCGAAGUAACGCGGUAAUAGCACUAGGUGAUAUGGCCGUCUGUUUUAACCACCUUAUUGAUGAGAACACGGACUUCCUCUACCGCCGACUUAAUGAUAACGAUAUAUCUGUUAAACGUACCUGCCUGAUGACUCUUACUUUCUUGAUUCUCGCUGGCCAGGUUAAAGUCAAAGGUCAGCUCGGCGAAAUGGCUAAAUGCCUUGAGGACGAAGAUAAGAAGAUUGCCGAUCUCGCUCGAAUGUUCUUCACCGAGCUCGCGUCAAAGGAUAAUGCUGUGUAUAACCACUUCGUCGAUAUGUUCAGUCUCCUGAGCGCGGAAAAGAACCUCGAUGAGGAUUCUCUACGGAGGAUCAUUAAGUUCUUAGCUGGAUUUGUUGAGAAAGACAAACAUGCCAAACAGCUAGCCGAAAAACUUGCUGCAAGGCUUGCUCGUUGUGAUACCGAGAAACAGUGGAACGAUGUUGCUUAUGCACUCGGCUUGCUACCUCAUAAAAAUGAAGAGAUAUCUAGGAUUGUCAGCGCUGGUUUUAAGGUUGUCAAGUCAACAGCGUAA